UUCCACAACAUCAUGAACUGGUACUGCUCAUCAAAGUUUCUUUGCUGGUUCUUUCGUCUCGCUUAGAUCUGUUUACAUUCUGUAACAAAAAGUGUGUGUGAACGUUCGUUAUUUUAUGCCCGGAAAACACACCAGCAUGCUGUACAACACAGUCUACAGGAAAGUCUUGAACGUAGUGUACUAGCUUGCUUGCAAUUCUCAGAUAGGAUGGGUAAGAGUAGAAGUCAACUGAAUCAACGUUAGUGGUGGUUACGCAUAAUUCAUUAGAUUAUUAGACUUACUUAACUUUCAAAAACUCAUUUAGUGGGUUUAGUGACAAGGGAACGUCAGUUACAAAUGGACGUGCGAUAUGCACGCUUCUGAACAACGCCAAAACAAAAGAGUGACCUGUUCCAGGCAGACCCCACGGCCACGAAAUGUGCCUUCACGUAAAUUUACCUAUCGAGUUGGAUACACCUGGAACAGGGGUGGAAGGCUGAAGGAGCUUCGAAUCAGACACCUUGCAAGGAAAUACUUCUGUAUAUGGAGGCGAAAAACUUUCGGAAGAAUUUCUCCAGCCAAAGCCAGAUCUCAUUUCCGGAAAAUAGUCUUGGGCAAGGCCCUGGAACAGUGGAAGGAUGUUUGGUGGUACUGCAGAAAGGAGUGGAGCCUUGCAAUACGGGCAGAUUGUCAUUACAGGUACUGUCUCUACCUCAAAAUCUUCCGCACGUGGAGGGUGUUUACCCUGGAUCAGAAAGAGAAAAACAAGAAAUGCCAAAUAGCUACAAACUUUGCUCACAGACAACGGUUACGUCUGGUAUGGGACUGCUGGGAGGUGUAUGUGGAAAGCCAGCGCAUGAAACGGGACAUGCAGGACACAGCUUCACAACAGAGCACCAUCUUCUGUGUCAGAUGGGCGUGGGUAACAUGGAGGAGUGCUCUUCAGCGGAGAUAUACUGAGCAGAAGCAGGAUGAAGAGGCUCUCCACCAUUGGGCAUCACUCACCCAGGGCAGAGCGUGGCUGCGGUGGAGGCAGCGCAUGCUGCAGGCGGAGCAGGAGAGGGACCAGGAGGCCCGUGCUCGACUGCACGCCUGCAGGAGGCUCUGCAGGAAAGCCCUGCACCACUGGCUCACCUACGCACAGCACUGCCGCUCCUCCAGGGAGCCCAAAGGUGUAGCUGACGGUGUGUGGCGCCACACCCUGGCCUGGCGCUACUGGCGGCGGUGGCUUCAGGAGUGGCAAGGCAGGCGGAGGGAGCGGGACCAGCAGCUGGUGGUCAAACAGCGGGCAGAGCUUGGCAUCCAACGCUGGGCUCUCGGGGAGUGGAGACAAUAUAUGAGAAUACAAGCAGAGCAGGCUGAGAAGCUGGAGGCUGCUGCUCAACACCAUCAUCGCCACCUGCUGAGAAGUGUUGUGAGAGGACUGUCUGUGAAUGUCUCCCGGAGUAAAACCUAUCGCCUCAACAAUCACCUGGCCCUACAGCACUACGACCAGACUGUUCUGCGGUGGUCUUGGGGCCUGUGGCAGCAGCAUGUGGAGCAGAGAGAGAACAGCCACCUGGAACCCCAGAUCAGCUCAGCACUGCGCCAACACAGCAAUACUGUGCUAAGGCAUCACCUGAACCUAUGGAAAGACCGCUUUAAAGAAUGCAUGUACAUAAAGGACCUGAGUCACCAAGCAGACGCAUGGUUUGCGAAGUGUACCCUACCUCAGUACUUUAGUGCCUGGAUGGUGUUCACAGAAUACAGCAAGACAUACGGGGAUAGGAAGAAGGAAGCCCAGCUAUUCAACCAACGUCGCGUCUGCUCCUGGGCCUUCUACACCUGGUGGGCACGCUCAGACGAGGAGAAAGACUUCAGACUGGCGGAAAGAACAGCCGUGCUGCAUGAGGAGCAGGUGAGUGCGAGGCGCAUAUGGGAGCACUGGAGGCAGGCAGCCCAGGUUAAAGCACAGGAGAGAGAGAGGGCUGCAGCUGCUGAUGAGAUGCACAGCCACACACUGCUGAGACGAGCGCUCCAUCUGUGGAGAACCAGGACCAAGGGCAUCCAGACCAGCCAUCAACAAGAGAAGCUGGCCAAGCGCCAUGUUUACCUGCAGCGUGCACAACGCGUCUGGACCACCUGGCAGAAGUUUGUCAAAAGGAAGAGGGAGAAGAAGAAGAGACUGGAGGCGGUAGACCAUCAUCACAACUCCAGGCUUCUCACCAAGUCUCUACAGGCCUGGAAGGAGCACCAUCUUCAGACUCAGCAGGUGUACAGCAGUGCUGAGGAGUCCCAUCGCAGCCAGAAACAGCAACGACUAAGGGAAUUUUUUCUCCUGUGGAGGAACAACGCUACCCUGUUGGCUGGGGAGAGAAGUGCGGAGGAGAGAGCAGCGCUUCAUCACAAACACAGACUUGUGGCGAAGAUCUUGUUGGCAUGGCGACAUGUCACUGUUGAGAGGAAGCAACAGCACACACAUGAUGAGAUGGCCCUGUCACAAGCCCAAGUGGCACUAAACAGACGUGGUUUGCAAGUGGCCUUGCUCCAGUGGAGGGAGCGGAGCAGGCUCAUGAGGACGGAGAGGGCAAAGGAAGAGGAGGCCGCCCACCUGCACAGCCAAACACUACUCAGGAAAUGCCUCCACUCAUGGAGCUGCUGGCACCGACAGCAGAAGACACAGCAGGUCAUGAAGGAGAAGGCCAAUGCACUGUUCCGGCAGAGGACCUGUCGUGUAUUCUUCACACGCUGGGAAGCUGCACUGGAGACCAGUCGGAGAGAGGCAGAGUGGACAGAGAAGGCUCUUUGGCACUGGUCCCUCGGCUUGCAGGCCAAGGUACUGGACGCCUGGAGGGCGUGGCUGCUGGACAGGAAGAGGAAGCAGCAGCGUCUGGCCGCCGCCUCUCAGGUCUUCCGAGGACACCUGCUGAGGGAAGGCAUCACUCACAUCCUCACCUACGCAGAGCACAUGGACCGCUUCACAGCCAGCCUGGCCCAGACCACCCAGGAACAGAGUUGUCGGCGGCUGCAGGCCGUGGUGAGGAGAUGUGCGCUGCGCUGGAAGCUGCGGGCGCUCUGCAGCUCCAGAGGACAGGAAGAGAUCAGUAAUAAUAAAGCCACCAAGACUCAAAAGAAGAGCGUGAGCUUCAGUCUGCCAAAGGACUUGGCCGUCCAGGACGCGGCCGCCAGCCUCUUUACCCAGAGCACUUCCCAGAGCGGCACAGCGCCCCUGGCUGACCUCGGUGGAACUGUGAUGCCACAUCUGCCCGUUGAGUUGCAGCCAAUGAAACUGCCACGGGCCGAGAUGGGCCAGGGAGAUCAUUCCGUCAGAGAACAGCUGUCGUUUUUAAAACGCUCCAUGAUUCCCCCUCGGAUCCCAGCGUUUUUACUUGAUCCACUUGGACAACACCAAAUAGGGAGCGAAGUACAGGACAGCAGCCAGACGACUCGCCCUUGUGCAGACUCUGCAUCACUGUGCCAGGCUAAUGGAGAGCAGGAGCGUGCCACCUCUGUGCCAGUCUCCCACUCACAUAUGCCCGCUAACCUAACCUCUAUGGCAGCCAUGCACUCUGCCAGCGCUGGGCAUUUGACUACUGAUUGUGCUCCAGUCUCACCGAGCCCCGCUCCUGCCGCGCCCAGCCCUCCGCACCCUCUGCCACUUCCUGUGGGCACCUCAGGGAUCUCGCUCUCCUACCCCCCGCGGCUUGCCACGCCAGUGCCCAGCACUUCACAGAAACCAGCAGCCUCACUACUACAGUCAGACACCAGCAGUGAUGUGUUGCUGACGCCAUCUGCGUUUAUGGUUCCCCAUGCACCGUCCAUGGAAAAGGAUUCCAGGCUGAAGCUGAUGGAAUCUCAUAUGCACUUAAGCAAACCCUCUCCACCGAUAGGUUUGUAUGCAGGCAGAUCAAAGCAGGUGGUGGAGGAGGAGGUUGGUGAUGAUGAUGAUGAUGAGCAGCGUAGUGCUGAAGAGGCUCUGCGGACCACGUCACUCACACGAGAGCUCAUAAGCAUCCAGCUGGACAUGCAGCGCUACCAGCAUGACCGGACACAACUGAGCACGUGGCGUAAGCAGGAGCAUGUGCUGAGGAGCUGGCUGGAGACCACAGGAGGGGAAGUGGAGGCCGCAGAGACCCUCAAUGUCCAGCAGGAGCUGAGCGAGCUUGAGCUGAACAUUGAGCAUCUCUCUGAACUUCAGGCCAAUCAGAAGCUCCUGAUGAUGCGCCACGGAGCCCGCAUUCAGAGCAUUGAAGGCUUCCUCAAGCGCCAGAGACUCAAGGCUGAUGCUGUACAUUAGAUGCCUAACCUUUGACCUACGACCUCCAAGGAGAGCUGAGAUGUGUCUUCAUUAUUCACCCUGCUGUAACAGACAUAAUAUUGCCAUUCAGAGUAGAGAUAUUUUGUCUUAUAUGGACAACCAUUCUUUGUCUUCACCAUGGACAUGGUCAUGCACAAACGUACAUAGAUGUACCCUUUGUAUGCCUGUUAUUGUGACACUGUUAAAGUUGCAGCACAUUUAAUAUUGGGGCCAUUAAGUCCACAUGUGUCGUUGAAUGCUGUAAACAUGUAAGAUGUACAGAAAAUCGCAACGAUGUUACCUGUCCAGGAAUAUACUUGGGAGUGGUUCACUUUCGGGAGAGUUGUUUUGUAAAAUGUUGACUGCAUUGCAUUGACACACAGCCAUUCUCCAAAUAUCCACUAUGGUCAUAAACGUACAUGAAUGUGCCUUUGUUUUAUAACGUAUGAGACUGAUUUGUAAGUGCUGCAACUGCGAGUACAUAUUGUAUUAUGCACAUUGACUCCACUGUUGUGACUAGUAAACAAAAUGAUUAGCCAAAACAAUGUUUUUACGAGAGGAAUUCAACGGUAUUUUGUAAUGAAAGUAAUAAAAACUGUUUGUCAAAAAAUA
This is a messenger RNA of Engraulis encrasicolus (European anchovy), 4867 nucleotides long. It is a transcript of the gene sfi1, whose product is annotated as SFI1 centrin binding protein. The coding region runs from base 350 to 4255 and encodes 1301 amino acids. The record is from RefSeq and is a predicted model, not a curated record. NCBI's taxonomy places the organism in Eukaryota, Metazoa, Chordata, Actinopteri, Clupeiformes, Engraulidae. Gene Ontology annotation, molecular function: phosphatase binding. The transcript is spliced from 31 exons.